This is a messenger RNA of Phlebotomus argentipes, 3255 nucleotides long. Its product is annotated as cystathionine beta-synthase. The transcript is spliced from 9 exons. Gene Ontology annotation, cellular component: cytoplasm. Gene Ontology annotation, molecular function: cysteine synthase activity; cystathionine beta-synthase activity. The record is from RefSeq and is a predicted model, not a curated record. NCBI's taxonomy places the organism in Eukaryota, Metazoa, Arthropoda, Insecta, Diptera, Psychodidae. The coding region runs from base 128 to 3148 and encodes 1006 amino acids.
UCCAGUUAAAUAACUCGAAUAACCCUAAAGACUUACUUGAGGAAAAAUUUAGUCUUCGUCUUUGUGCUACACAGAGUGGAAGUGACUACAAUUUCUGGAUCAAAUCAACUAACACCACGAAGUGAAGAUGCCAAUAAACGGUGAAGAAGCUAAUGACAUUUACAAGGUGAUGCCGGACUUCGUUCGCCCUGAUCUUCCAUCGAGAUGUACCUGGUCAGUCGGCAAAGAUAAAACCGAGAGCCCUCAUUCACAAUGGAAAUUUGGAGAGCGCCCCAAAAUUAUGCCAAACAUUCUACAUGCCAUUGGACACACGCCGCUCGUGAAACUGAAUAAUAUCCCAAAAGCUGAGGGCAUUGAAUGCGAUAUGUACGUGAAAUGUGAAUUUCUUAAUCCUGGCGGAUCCGUGAAGGACCGCAUUGGCUACCGAAUGGUGGCAGAUGCAGAGGAGAAGGGACUCUUGAAGCCGGGAUGCACAAUAAUCGAGCCAACUUCUGGGAAUACGGGCAUAGGCUUGGCAAUGUCGUGCGCUGUUAAAGGGUAUAAGUGCCUUAUCGUGAUGCCGGAGAAGAUGUCCAAUGAGAAAGUGAAUGCGCUGAAGGCGCUCGGAGCUAAGAUCAUCCGAACGCCUACGGAAGCAGGCUUUGAUUCACCAGAAGGUCUCAUUGCUGUCGCACAGAAGCUUCAAAAGGAAAUUCCGGAUUCAAUCAUCUUGGAUCAGUAUCGCAAUGCGAGCAAUCCGGUUAGCCACUAUGAUGGAACAGCAACUGAGAUACUCCAUCAGAUGGGCGGUCAUGUGGACAUGGUUGUCUGCGGUGCGGGAACAGGAGGAACGGUGUGCGGAAUAGGGCGUAAGAUGAAGGAAGAAUGCCCAAGUUGCGUUGUUGUUGCCGCUGAUCCCGAAGGAUCCAUUCUAUCAUUGCCCGAAGAACUGAACAAGUCGGAUGUGUCCUUCUACGAAGUCGAAGGAAUUGGAUAUGACUUUGUUCCCACUGUCUUGGAUCGCUCCGUCGUGGAUUUGUGGAUGAAGUCCAAUGACAAGGAGUGCAUGCCUUUGGCAAGGAGGCUCAUUUGCGAGGAGGGACUGCUUUGCGGAGGAUCGAGUGGAACAGCAUUGGCAGUGGCGCUCAAGGCUGCCAAGAAGCUGAAGAAGGGUCAGAAAUGCGUGGUCAUCCUGCCAGAUGGUGUCCGGAAUUACAUGACCAAGUUUAUCUCGGACAAUUGGCUCGAGGCAAGAGGACUUAAAGAGGCAAAGAAUGUCCAUAAUUUCUGGUGGUGGAAUACAAGAGUGGACGGAUUGAAACUGAAUGAAUUAGUCAAAGUCAAUAUCACUGAUAUGGUUCAGGAUGUAGUACAAGUUCUCAAGAAGAACAACACUGAAUACGCCGUGAUCGUGGAUGAGAAGGGAAUACUUAAAGGAGCAGCAACGCUUGGUGAAUUGAUGAUUAAGAUGGGCAAUUUUAACCUUCAGGCCAAGGAUACAAUCGAUCGUGCAGUCUUCAAGCAGUUCAGAAAGAUUUGCAAAACCACCAAUUUGGGACUGGUUUCAAGGAUUCUCGAGAACGAUCCUUUCGCCGUAAUUGUAGAGACAAUGGCGAAUACAGAAAAGAAGUGUCCUCAUGUGGAAACAGUUUGGGAUCUUGAUCCCAAUUUCGAAAGCCCCGAUACAGAAUCACGAUUGUGGGCAAAUGCUGAGCCUCCGAGUCGCCCGUUAAAACCUGAGCUCAAGAAGAUCUUACCGAAUAUUCUGCAUGCUAUUGGACUUACUCCUGUGGUCAAACUCAAUAAAAUUCCACAAUCUCUGGGAAUUAAAUGUGACAUGUAUGCAAAAUGUGAAUUUCUGAAUCCUGGCGGAUCCGUGAAGGAUCGCAUUGGCUACCGAAUGGUUCUGGAUGCAGAAGAGAAGGGACUUGUGAAGGAAGGAUCAACAAUCAUUGAACCAACGUCUGGAAAUACCGGAAUCGGUGUAGCUCUAGCAUGUGCCGUCAAAGGCUACAAGUGCAUAAUUGUUAUGGCAGAGAAGAAUUCCAAUGAAAAAGUAGAUACGCUGAAAAUCUUGGGCGCAGAAAUCAUUCGCACUCCAACUGAGGCUGGAUAUCUAUCGCCACAGGGAAUUUUUGCGGUGUCUCAAGAUCUACAGAAGAAGAUACCCAAUGCUGUUAUCAUGGGACAAUACUCAAAUCCGAGCAAUUGGCUAGCUCAUAAAGAGGGCACAGGAUCUGAGCUUCUCUGGCAAUUUGAUAACGAUAUUGAUAUGAUUGUCGCUGGAGCAGGAACAGGAGGAACGGUUUCAGGCAUCGGAAAGGCAAUGAAGGAAGGUUGCCCGAAGUGCAAAAUUGUAUCUUUCGAUCCCGAAGGAUCAAUUCUUGCCCGACCAGAAAGUCUCAACAAAAGCGACGUGAGUUUCUUUGAGGUCGAAGGGAUUGGCUAUGAUUUCAUUCCGACGGUUCUCAAGCAUGAGCACGUCGACGAAUGGUACAAGAGCAAUGAUUCCGACGCAUUUCCGAUGGCGAGACGCCUCAUUGCUGAAGAGGGUCUUCUCUGUGGCGGAAGCAGCGGAUCCGCAAUGAGUGUAGCUUUGAAAGCUGCAAAGAACUUGCAGGCCGGGCAGAAGUGUGUCGUUAUCUUGCCUGAUGGCAUCAGGAAUUACAUGACGAAGUUCGUGUCUGACAAUUGGAUGCAAGUUAGAGGAUUCCUUCCUCUAGAAAACACUCACGAGCACUGGUGGUGGAGUAACCAUGUGGACGAAGUGCCGACAAAUGACUUGAUCACUCUGAAAUCAAAUCAAACUUGCCAGGAAGCCAUUAAUGUCCUGAAAGAGCAAGGACUUGAUCAACUGCCUGUAGUUUCUGACGAAGACUAUCUUCUGGGAAUGGUAACUCUGGAAACACUGAUUGUGAAACUUGGAGCUGGCGUGGCUAAAGAUGAUCCUGUUGCGAAAGCUCUCAACAAAACCUUCCGAAGAGUUACAUAUGAAACCAACUUGGGGCUUUUAUCUAGCAUUCUGGAAAAGGAGCCCUUCGUCAUUGUAACCAGAGCUGUUCCAGUGCAAUGCUCGAAGCCAAAAGAAGUAGUAGAGAAAAUCAUCACAAGAUCUGAAUUUUUGGCCUACAUAUCCAAUCAUGACAACGAUAGAAAUAAAUUGGAAUAAAUCUUAUAACUGAUACAUAUUUUACAAAUUAUAGCAUUCCUUGUUAUGUAUUGAUAUGAUUUUGACAAAUUAUAAUGCGUGAAUAAAGCAGAAGAAUAAAAUAUAAA